Molecule: messenger RNA, 2511 nt
Organism: Eleginops maclovinus (Patagonian blennie)
Lineage: Eukaryota; Metazoa; Chordata; Actinopteri; Perciformes; Eleginopidae
Product: ankyrin repeat and SOCS box protein 9-like
Exons: 7
Coding region: 521-1423 (300 amino acids)
Biological process (GO): protein ubiquitination; positive regulation of protein catabolic process; intracellular signal transduction
Molecular function (GO): protein binding
Source: RefSeq, a predicted model, not a curated record
CAUUACUGUGUUAUCUUAAAUCAGGCUCAAGAUGAAGAAAAUAUAGACGUAUGGUACAUUUAAGACAUUGAGGCUUACUACAUCCUGACUACCAAUAAUGCGUUAACAGUGGAGCAGAUCAUUAUGCAUAUACAUUGAGUCCCUUCCAUUCAUUUUAUCCUUACUUUUGACUCCCGCCCAUCUCCUGCUGGAGAGGAUGGGUGUGGCUGUACAGUGUCAGAUUACACUGACAUUACAGACCUGCUCGACAGGCCCCUCUCCCACUCCCUCUGCACCUUCAUUGGUUGAGACCCAAUCGCUUCAUUGUACCAGCCUGUUUCCUGCAGGCAAAUCUUUUGUCAAAGAGGAAAUGACAUCACAGCAACCAGACAUGCCACAAAAACAGUGAAAACAGAUGAGGAGCAAAUGUCUCUCAGAUGUAUCUUGACUUUCGAGAAGCACACAGUUCAGCUUCUGUUGCAAACCUGUGAAGCAGAACCAUUCGGCCUUAAAACAGCUUUUAGAACGGCACUGAGAAACAAUGUCUGCUGGACACAGAGAGACUCUGCGAGACACUGCAUGUCAAAGUAGAACUCCUGUUUUUUUUUCGAACCCUUUGAUGGGUGAUACUGAAGCAGAUUGGUCUCCAAUUCACGAUGCUGCCUUUAAUGGACGUGUGCUUGCUCUGCAGAGACUCAUUGCACAGGGUAUGUGCGUAAAUCUGAACACUUUGGACCAGGUUUCCCCCCUCCAUGGAGCAUGUCUGCAAGGCCACACAGCUUGCGCCAAGCUUUUGAUGGAAAAUGGGGCAAAUGUUAAUGGUUCAACAGUAGAUGGACAGACUCCCCUCUCAGAAGCCUGCGCUCGGGGUCAUGUGACCUGCGUAACUCUGCUCCUUCAACAUGGAGCCAUUCCCCUGGGGACCAGCCAGACCAGCUCUCCAAUCCACAGGGCUGCAGCCAAAGGUCACAUAGAGUGCAUCGAGCCUCUUGUUCAGCACGGUGCAGAUGUGGAUCAGUAUAUCGACCAAUCAGGGUUCCCUCUCCACGUCGCCUGCUCAAAUCAGCAUUUGAGUUAUGUGAGGAAAUUGCUUCAACUUGGUGCCAGUGUGAACAGCAGUGUGUCCGGUGACUCGCCGCUGCACAUCGCCGCCCGCCUCUCCAGCCCUGAGAUGGUUUCUGUCCUGCUUGACCAUGGGGCCGAUGGCUCCCUCAGGAACGCUGAGGGCAAACAGCCGCUGGACCUGGCACCUCCCAACAGCCUGGUGGAGAGGCUGUUGAGACAAGCAGGAGGAGCCUCUCCUCUCAUGCAGCUGUGCCGGCUGUACAUCAGAAAAAUUGUGGGCAAGCAGAGACUGGGUAUGAUUCACGACCUUCACCUUCCCACAGAAGUAAAACAGUAUCUUCUCUAUAAAUCAGACCCAGGGGGAGAUACAAUGCACUGAAUAAAUCAGACUCUCAGCAUUUCACUUCUAGGUCAGUAGGGGGUGCAGUUGCAUAAUCUUGCACUGAGAAGACAACAUCAAGGCUCUUUGUUAGUAAUCAACUCUAAUCUCCAGUGUGACUGACCUGCGUAAACAAAUUGACUCUCAAGAUCGAUCUGGACUUUUAUGUGUGAAUUUAGAGCAAGUCUUCAUCAUUAACUAUUCAUAACCAUAAAAAACAUACAUAUUCAAAAUGAGAAUAUGGGCUCAUAAAGUCUGAUAAAUGUUGCAUUAUUAAUGUUAAAUAAAGGUUUAAUAAACUAAAACAAUAUUAUGUAACCCACACAACCGUCUACAUUCAGCUUAUAUGGUAGGUUUUGUUAUUUGAAACUUUCUGUUCUGGUUUUGGUUUUCUUUUGAAAACUAUCUUACUCUCAAACGAAAUCUUGUUCAUGUCCGUUCGAUGCUAUCCACACAAAAUUCCUGCAAAUGGUGAAUUGUAUAUCAUCCUUACAUGGCAUGUAGAGACACUUUUUUCAAGAGCAACAUUUAGAAAAGCAUUUCAGUCGAUUUACUGACAACAUACAGUAAUCUCAAAGGCGAAUCUCUGCAAGUGAGAACAAUUUUAAAGUGAACGCAUCAAUAGAGAGGUAGGACUUGAUCAAUUAUACAAACAUAUUUUUGUACUGUGAUUGUCAUGACUAAAUAAUUAAAUCGUGGCAGAUAUCCUCUUUCCUAUUUUAAAUCCAGAUAUAUCUGGAGUCUCUCUCCGGCUGGGGGGAGAUUUUAGUGUUUUAUAUGUCCUUUGUGGCUGAAUUGCUUCUAUGUUAAACCAGAUAUUUUAAGCAUGGUCAUGCUCUACUGAGGAAUUAGUCUACAUAACCAGUAACUAUGAGUCAGCAGAUUAGGAGCACAGACCACCAGAGGUUUGAAGCACUAAAACCCAUUAUCUUUGAAUUACCUCUUGCACCUUAUUUUAUUUGAAGGAAUUAUGUUCCUUAUUAAUUGAGUGUGUUGAAUUGAAUGUGUUAUUUUGGAUUGUAAAGUGUAUUUUAUAAUGUUCCUACAGAUUUGAAAAGAAACAAAAAUAAAUAAAUGGAUCUACAGAU